AGGUUUGAAAAGGGAAGAAUCUACACAUUUAUUGGGGAAGUGGUGGUCUCGGUGAACCCCUACAAGAACCUUCCAAUCUAUGGGAAAGAUGUGAUUGAACAGUAUAAAGGGAGGGAGCUGUAUGAGAGACCCCCUCACCUCUUCUCUAUCGCUGAUGCUGCAUACAAGGCUAUGAAAAGACGAUGUAAAGACACCUGUAUAGUUAUAUCAGGGGAGAGCGGCGCCGGUAAGACUGAAGCCAGUAAAUACAUUAUGCAGUACAUAGCUGCCAUCACCAAUCCUAGCCAGAGGGCAGAGGUUGAGAGGGUAAAGAACAUGCUGCUCAAGUCCAACUGUGUCUUAGAAGCCUUUGGCAACGCCAAGACUAAUAGAAACGACAACUCCAGCCGGUUUGGAAAGUACAUGGACAUUAACUUUGACUUCAAAGGGGAUCCUAUUGGUGGCCACAUCAAUAACUACUUAUUAGAGAAGUCCCGUGUCAUCAUCCAGCAGCUGGGGGAGAGAAACUUCCACUCCUUUUAUCAGUUAAUCUUGGGAGCACCAGAGCAGACACUGCGUUCCCUUCAUCUCCAGAAGGAUAUCUCUUCCUACACUUACACCCGCAGCUUGGCAGGGGUCAAGCCUUCAAUUAAUGAUACAGCCGAGUUCAAAGAGGUGUCAGAGGCGAUGAAAGUGAUUGGGUUUAAACCAGAGGAGAUCCAGACUGUCCAUAAAAUCCUGGCUACUAUUCUACAUCUGGGUAAUUUGAAGUUUACUGUGGAUGGAGAUACCCCCGUCAUUGAGAAUGGUAAAGUUGUCUCUGUAGUGGCGGACCUCCUGGGCUCAAAAGCUGAUCUUCUGGAGAAGGCUUUGCUCUUCAGGACAGUGGCCACUGGCAGAGAUGUUAUUGACAAGCAGCACACCGAGCAGGAGGCUAGUUAUGGCCGAGAUGCGUUUGCUAAGGCCAUCUAUGAACGCCUAUUCUGCUGGAUUGUCAGUCGUAUCAACGACGUGAUUGAUGUGAAAAAACAAGAUGCGGCUCUUCAUGGGAAAAACACAGUGAUUGGUGUGCUGGACAUUUACGGGUUUGAGAUCUUUGACAAUAACAGCUUUGAGCAGUUCUGCAUUAAUUAUUGCAAUGAAAAACUACAGCAGCUGUUCAUCCAGCUCGUUCUGACGCAGGAGCAGGAAGAAUACAAGAGAGAAGGGAUUCCCUGGAAACAUAUAGAUUAUUUCAACAACCAGAUCAUUGUGGACCUGGUGGAGCAGCAACAUCGUGGGAUCAUUUCCUUGUUGGAUGAUGCUUGUAUGAAUGUGGGAAAAGUGACAGACGCCAUGUUCCUGGAUGCACUGAAUAAGCAGUUGGGAAAGCAUGCCCAUUACUCCAGUAGGAAGGUCACUCCAACAGAUAAAGCUCUGGAAUAUGACCGAGAUUUCCGAAUCCGUCACUACGCUGGGGAUGUAGUUUACUCAGUGGUGGGAUUUAUUGAUAAGAACAAAGACACAUUGUUCCAGGACUUCAAGAGACUCAUGUAUAACAGCUCCAACCCUGUGUUGAAAAACAUGUGGCCCGAGGGAAAACUGAGCAUCACAGAGGUCACCAAACGUCCCCUGACAGCUGCCACCCUCUUCAAGAACUCCAUGAUUGCCCUGGUGGAUAACCUGGCAUCUAAGGAGCCCUACUAUGUUCGCUGCGUAAAACCAAAUGAGAAGAAGUCACCAUCUUUGUUUGAUGAAGAGCGUUGCCGUCACCAGGUGGAGUAUUUGGGUUUACUUGAAAACGUUCGUGUCCGGCGAGCUGGUUUCGCAUAUCGGCAAGUGUAUGAGCGGUUUCUCCAUAGGUACAAGAUGAUCUCCCAGCUAACCUGGCCUAACCACGACUUGCCUUCAGAUAAAGCUGCUGUGCAGAAGCUGCUGGAGGAAUGUGGAUUUCACCAGGAUGCUGCUUACGGCAAAACCAAGGUUUUUAUUCGUACCCCGCGUACCCUGUUCUCCCUGGAAGAGAAGCGGAGUUUGAUGCUAAUCAGGAUCAUUCUUUUCCUGCAGAAGAUGUGGAGGGGAACAUUGGCUCGCUGGCAAUAUAAGAGAACCAAAGCAGCCCUCAAAAUAAUGCGGUACUACCGACGCUACAAAGUAAAGUCCUACAUCAAGGAGGUUGUCCGCAGGUUUAAUGGUGUUCGGAACAGCAGGGAUUAUGGGAAGAAUGUCAAAUGGCCUACACCUCCAAAGGUGCUUCGUUCCUUCCAGGAAUUCCUGCAGAGAGCCUUCCACAGGUGGAGGGCAUACCACAUAAUAAAAACUAUACCUCCCGCUGACAUACCAAAAAUCAAGGCCAAAGUGGCUGCAUUUGAGAACCUCAAAGGUCAGCGAGCUGACUUGGGGCUACAGAGACGAUGGGAAGGCAGUUACCUUGCUUUGAAACAAGAGAACAGCCAAGACUCAGAGGUGUUCGUAUCCCGGGCUAAUGAGCUGCAGAGGAAAGACAAGUUCAUGCAGCCUCUCUUCUCCUGUCGUGUACGAAAGGUGAACCGAUUUAACAAGGUAGAAGAUCGAGCCAUCUUUAUAACAGACAGACACCUGUAUAAAAUGGAUCCCAGCAAGCAGUAUAAAGUUAUGACUAGCACUCCACUUUAUAAUGUGUCCGGCAUCAGUGUGACUAAUGGGAAGGACCAGCUGGUCAUUUUUCAUACCAAGGACCGGAAAGACCUUAUCGUAUGUAUGAUGUUUGCUGGACAGUCAGCCCAGGAGAGUCAUGUGGGGGAACUUGUUUGGAGUCCUGGCCAGUCACUUUAAGAGUGAGAAGAGGCUCCUCCCGGUUACCGUUGGGCACCCAGUCCAGUGUAGCCAACAUGGCAAAUCCUGCUCCAUCAUCGUGGAAACCAAAAUCAACCAAUCACAGCCUCACUUCAACAAAGGACGUUCCGGUUUUACCUUGAGUGUGCCAGCCAACUAA
Molecule: messenger RNA, 2932 nt
Organism: Staurois parvus
Lineage: Eukaryota; Metazoa; Chordata; Amphibia; Anura; Ranidae
Source: the annotation of a GenBank genome assembly